CGGUCUGCCUGCGCGGGGAGCUCAGCGCCCGGAGAGUGCGCGGCGGGAUUUAGGUGCCGCGCGGUGUCGCACCCUCCGGCGUCCCGGCGGCCAGCUUGCAGCAGAGGGAAGAGAGCCUUCAUUUCACAAAUAGGAAGCCAAGAGGCCAGCUUGGAAGGACUUGCGGGGUUCACAGAAAGCAGUGAUUCCUUGAGAACAGGCUACAGGUUUCUGUGGCCUGAAUUUGGUGUGGCGGUGGUUGAGGGGGAGAAGGAAAGGAACUUCCUGGAGUGUAUGCUGCAGGACAGGUGAAUGCAAGAAGUCAUUUCAACAUAGGCCGUGUGGUUCUCUGACUCAAGUCGGUUUGGGUCUUUUUGCGGGACUUCCCGGUCAUCCUCCGCUCCCAAAGCUCAGCCUCCCCAGCCCCUGUCCACCACCCCCCUGCUGAGGGGCUGCAGAGUGUAGUAUCACUCAGGAUUGGGGACCCUGACCGAACCCAGCCGCCCUUGCGCCCAGUGCAGAAAGAUUUUUUAAAAAGGCUUAUGGCACAUAGCACCAUUGCUAAAUGCCUGGUACAUUUAAGAAGGCUGACUCCACAAGAGGCCCCCUAGCAACUCUGUUACCUGGAAUCCAAGGACUAAUGCCGUUCCCCAUUUCAAGAUGCCUCUGCAGUCUGGAUAAAUGCAAACUGACAACUCUCAAGGUCACGACAAGGGGAAUCAUGACUGCCUGAAGCCUGGGAGACUGCCCUUAAUUAAGGAAAAUCCUCCAUCAUUGUUUGAAAUGCUGAGAAAGUUGUUGCGAAGGAGACUUUUCUCUUAUCCCACUAAAUACUACUUCUUGUUUCUGGUUUUUUCCCUAGUCACCUUCUCUGUUUUAAGAAUUCAUCAAAAGCCUGAAUUUGUAAGUGCUGGGCAUUUGGAGCUGGUUGGGGAGAAUCCUAAUAGUAAUAUUAACUGUACCAAAGUUUUACAGGGUGAUGUAGAUGAAAUCCAAAAGGUACAGCUUGAAAUUCUAACCAUGAAAUUUAGGCAGCGUCAUCGGUGGACAGCCAAUGACUAUAUAAACAUGACCAAAGAUUGUAACUCUUUCAUCAAGAGGCGCAAAUAUAUCGUAGAGCCCCUUAGUAAGGAGGAGGCAGAGUUUCCCAUUGCGUAUUCUAUAGUGGUUCAUCACAAAAUUGAAAUGCUGGACAGGCUCCUGAGGGCCAUCUACAUGCCCCAGAAUUUCUAUUGCAUUCAUGUGGACAGAAAAUCGGAGGAGUCCUUCCUGGCCGCGGUGAUGGGCAUUGCCUCCUGCUUCAGUAACGUCUUUGUGGCCAGUCAGCUGGAGAGUGUGGUGUAUGCCUCGUGGAGUCGGGUUCAGGCCGACCUCAACUGCAUGCAAGACCUGUACCAGAUGAGUGCAGACUGGAAGUAUUUGAUAAAUCUUUGCGGUAUGGAUUUUCCUAUUAAAACCAACCUGGAAAUUGUCCGGAAGCUCAAGUCGUUAAUGGGUGAAAACAACCUAGAGACUGAGAGAAUGCCAUCCAAUAAAAAAGAAAGGUGGAAAAAGCAUUUUACAGUUGUUAAUGGGAAGCUGACCAACACGGGGACUGACAAAAUGCACCCUCCUCUUGAAACACCGCUAUUUUCAGGCAGUGCCUAUUUUGUGGUCAGUAGGAAGUAUGUGGGGUACGUGUUGGAGAAUGAAAAAAUCCAGAAGUUUAUGGAAUGGGCCAAAGAUACAUAUAGUCCUGAUGAGUAUCUCUGGGCCACUAUCCAGAGGAUCCCCGAAGUCCCAGGCUCGCUGUCCUUGAGCCAGAAGUAUGACAUGUCUGACAUGCACGCGAUCGCAAGAUUUGUCAAGUGGCAGUACUUCGAAGGUGAUGUUUCCAAGGGUGCCCCCUACCCGCCCUGCAGUGGGGUCCAUGUGCGCUCCGUAUGUGUUUUCGGAGCAGGUGACCUGAAUUGGAUGCUACGCCAGCACCACUUGUUCGCCAACAAGUUUGACACUGACAUUGACCUCUUUGCCAUCCAGUGUUUGGAUGAGCAUCUGAGACAUAAAGCCCUGGAGACACUGAAACACUGACUCUUCGUUGUAGGCAACUUGGGAAAUAAGACACCUGUGAGGCGCACCCCAUCUGACUCUUCUUCUGUCUUGUUAAUACACAUCAGAGAACUAUAGGGGGCGCUCUUUGGGGGUGAGGACUCCAACUGGGCAGGUCCUUCAGGCUGUGCAGUUUCUACGGGGCUCGGUGGGUUAGAAAGGUUAUAGCAUCAAAUAUUGACCUAGACUUAGCAUGCGGCCAGGGCCGACGAUGAGUGGCCCAGGGGGCUGGAGGAAGACACAGGACAAAAACCAGCUGUUCAAAGAGCUCAGGGACUUAACAAAAUGAUUUCAUCUGUGCCAAAUUCCUUCGAGAGCUUUAAAUAUGACAGUUUUCUCGAUUUGAAUAAAUACAUAGCAACCACCAAUGGUAAGGAUAUAAUUUAUCUUGCAGGAUUUUUUGCUGAAAUAGAUACUGGACUUGAAGUGAUCAUUGUAAAUACUUUUCUGCUGUAAUGUUGUGCCGUGUAAUUGUGUAUCUAUCGGUAUGUGUCAUCUCAGGGAACUUGAAAAAGUGGGCUUGAUUGAAUGUGAAUAUUUCUAAUUUUCCCCUCUAACAAUGGGUAGAUGUUUUUUAAAACCAAAAAAAAAAAAGGUGGUGAUGUGUAGUUUGAUUCUGUGAAUCAUCUUAGCUUAUUAGAUAAGAUAUCUUAGGUUAUUUAAAAAGUUAAGAUAUCUUUGUUGCUACAGUGUCCUCAGAGAAACACUAAAUUUUUCCAAAUAUUUUUCACUACCUUUCCCCCCUGGUCUCCUCAGACUGAGCUCCGCAUCGGGCUCUGUGCUGACAGCACGGAGCCUGGAGCCUGCUUCAGAUUCUGUGUCUCCUUCUCUCUCUGCCCCCUCUCCACUCACAUGCUGUCUCUCUCUCUCAAAAAUAAAUAAACAUUAAAAUUAACAUGUUUGAAAAACCCCUCGUAUUACUGCCUCAGUUCUCUUUUGUGAUUCAGGGGAUCGGAAUCCAUGCAGGGAUCUCAGAAAGGGUGAGGUAGGUAGGGGAGUGGCAGGAGAGGCGCCCUAUGUGGGCAGUUUCCAAGGGCUGUGAGAAUGUUCUUAACCAGCCAUCUGUACUGUUUGCAGACAUCAAGGCUGUUGCUCUUUGAACCCACUGUGUCCAGUGUCCCAGGGUCUUGCAUUCUAAUGUCACCUGUGUCUCCAUUUGAAAAGGACUGGCAUCCUGCCCCUUGGUUGGUCCUUGGCCCUUGGAUUAGAAGUUGCCUUCUCUCUGGGAAGCCAGCCUCUGUGCUGUUGUUCCACAUGCAUCCUUGAAGGCCUGGGAAUCUCGAAGGGAACAUCAGGUUUGGGGCACAUGGUUUCAGGGUUUAUUAUUCACGGCAUAUGGUUUUUGCUCUACUUUUCCACCAAAAGGCCAGUGAUUGGAGGUGGCUCUUGUGCUAGCUCAUAUCUCAAAACUAAUGAGCAGUAGAAAGAAAAAAAAAAAAGAAAACGUGCUCUUUUGAUAAGCGGA
This is a messenger RNA of Suricata suricatta (meerkat), 3532 nucleotides long. RefSeq names its product glucosaminyl (N-acetyl) transferase 1 (gene GCNT1). Gene Ontology annotation, molecular function: beta-1,3-galactosyl-O-glycosyl-glycoprotein beta-1,6-N-acetylglucosaminyltransferase activity. The record is from RefSeq and is a predicted model, not a curated record. Gene Ontology annotation, cellular component: membrane. Lineage: Eukaryota; Metazoa; Chordata; Mammalia; Carnivora; Herpestidae. The transcript is spliced from 6 exons. The coding region runs from base 661 to 2049 and encodes 462 amino acids.